Messenger RNA from Penicillium odoratum, 1173 nucleotides. Its product is annotated as putative endo-1,3(4)-beta-glucanase. The transcript has a single exon. Bases 1 to 1173 code for a protein of 390 amino acids. NCBI's taxonomy places the organism in Eukaryota, Fungi, Ascomycota, Eurotiomycetes, Eurotiales, Aspergillaceae. The record is from RefSeq and is a predicted model, not a curated record.
AUGGCGAUCGAUGAUGCCUCGCCCCAGGCAGGCUCAUACUCGGGAAACAAUGCCUCAACGAACAAACCUUCAGCACCACCAGCAAGCCCUACCAUACCGCCGAACUUCACAGGUCUUAAGAUCAAGCCCGAGCUCAUCGCCCGACCUGAUCUAUUCACACUUUACUUUGGAUUCUUCGGAUCCUCAAGCUGGCAACGCCAAGCCAAACAAAGAAUCAUCGACCGACUGGAGGGCACAUGGGUUCUGACCGGCCGCAACCCGACACAAGAGGAGCUCGACGCAUUCACCUUAUACGCAACGAAAGGCUUGUACAUCGGCAAAAUUGGUAUUCCAGCGUCAACUGCCAUUGGCGCAGCAUAUUUGUAUAGAAAGUCGGGCUCUAUGACACCUGGAAUUGGGUUAGCGGGACGCAUAGAAGCUUACCGACGCAUAUUCCUGAAUCACAAGCCGGAGUUCAUGACCAUGUUGUCUAGGACUGCAUUCAAGAUGUUGUUCAUCGGUACGCUCGGUGGUAUUGUCUCGGGCAUGGCGUCGGCAUAUAUCAAUGUGGGUGGGGUUCUUUCGGAUAAGCGGUUGGACCAGUUUAGAGAGGAUUCAAGGGCUUCGAGUGAAGAGGAUGUUCGCAAGCGCAAAGUGCAGCUUAGGGUAUACAUGGCUAAGAAUGGCACUGGCUUUGAGAACCUUUCUGGAGCUAGUGAGCCUGAUUCCGGUAUGGGUGGUUUUGAUGAAGAUCAGUCUCAACAGCAGUACGACUAUGGCGCAUCUUCCGAGAGCCCGGCAAAAUAUGAGUCGCAGCCCUCUCGGUCUCAGCCAGCCUCUUCUUCUGAUUUCUUUGGUGGUAGCGACGACGCCAGCCCGACUGCUCCUGAAUACCGGUCUACGAACCCUGAUGGCUCACCCAUGAGCUCUUGGGAUCGUAUCAGACAACAAAAUGCGUCAUCGAAACCCCAGCCCCCCAUGCCCCAACCCCCACAGGCAUGGGGUCAACACCCCCAGGCAUGGGGCCAACCACAGAACCAGCCUGGGCUGGGUUCUACUCCCCCUAGUGCCCAUGACCGAUACGAAAACGAUAGAAAUCGCGAGAGAGAGCAGGCUCAAGCGGAAUUCGAUCGGAUGAUGGAGGCGGAGAGGAAUGCCUCUGAUGAGGCCAGCCGACGUGGUUGGGGAUCAUAA